Arvicola amphibius (Eurasian water vole) is the source of this 2973-nucleotide messenger RNA. It is a transcript of the gene B4galnt3, whose product is annotated as beta-1,4-N-acetyl-galactosaminyltransferase 3. The record is from RefSeq and is a predicted model, not a curated record. Gene Ontology annotation, molecular function: acetylgalactosaminyltransferase activity. NCBI's taxonomy places the organism in Eukaryota, Metazoa, Chordata, Mammalia, Rodentia, Cricetidae. Gene Ontology annotation, cellular component: Golgi cisterna membrane.
AUGGGGAGCCCCCGCGCCGCGCUGCUGAUGCUGCUCCUGCGUCCGAUCAAACUGCUGAGGAGGCGCUUCCGGCUGCUGCUGCUGCUCGCCGUGGUGUCGGUGGGACUCUGGACUCUGUAUCUGGAGCUGGUGGCGUCGGCCCAGGCCGGCGGGAACCCCCUGAAUCGCAGGUAUGGCAGCUGGAGAGAACUGGCCAAGGCACUGGCCAACAGGAACAUUCCAGCUGUUGAUCCCAAUCUCCAAUUCUAUCGUCCCCAGAAGCUGAGCUUAAAGGACCAAGAAAUUUCCCGAAGUAGGAGUAGGAACAGUAGCUACUUGAAGUGGAACAAGCCUGUCCCCUGGCUUUCAGAGUUCCUCCGGGGACAUGCCAACCUGCAUGUGUUUGAGGACUGGUGUGGCAGCUCCAUCCAGCAGCUCAGGAGGAACCUGCACUUCCCGCUGUACCCCCACAUCCGCACAGACAACCUGAGGAAGGCUGGCUGGUCCCCCAAGUGGACCAACUAUGUCUCCGCAUAUUUCUACCUGCACCCUUUUACUGAUGGGAAGAUCCAGUUUGCCAUCGCUGCUGAUGACAAUGCCGAAUUCUGGCUGAGUCAUGAUGACCAGGUCUCGGGCCUUCAGCUGCUGGCCAGUGUGGGAAAGACAGGAAAGGAAUGGACAGCCCCUGGAGAGUUUGGGAAAUUUCAGAGUCAAAUUUCCAAGCCAGUAAGCUUAUCAGCCUCCCUCAGAUACUACUUUGAGGUGCUGAACAAACAGAAUGAUGAGGGCACUGAUCACGUGGAGAUCGCGUGGAGACGGAAUGACCCUGGAGCGUUCACCAUCAUUGACUCCCCGUCCUUGUCCCUCUUCACAAAUGAGACCACCCUAAGGAUGGAUGAGGUGGGCCACAUUCCACAGACAGCAGCCAGUCACGUGAGCUCCUCCAACACUCCUCCCAGGGAUGAGCAGCCACCAGCUGACAUGCUGCGGCCUGACCCUCGGGAUACCCUCUAUCGAGUGCCUCUGAUCCCCAAGUCCCAUCUGCGCCAUGUCCUGCCUGAAUGUCCCUACAAGCCCAGCUACCUGGUAGACGGGCUUCCGCUACAGCGCUAUCAAGGCCUUCGCUUUGUUCAUCUGUCCUUUGUUUAUCCCAAUACUAUACCCCGUCUGAGCCACAUGGAGACCCACAAUAAAUGCUUUCUACCAUGAAAGUGCCUCGACCAGGACAGGUCUAGCUUCCAGGAGUAUAUCAAGAUGGACAAGCCAGAGAAAGAGGGCCUGGAGCAGCCAGGUUUUGAGGAUGGCCUUCUAGAAGAAUCCCAGUAUGAAGAUGUAGCAGAGGAGAUCCCCGCCUCCCGAGACGAGGACACUGGGACACUAGGGAGGAAACCGCAGACUACUUCCACCCCGGGGCUGGGUGUCACUGACUACCACCUCCGGAAGCUCUUGGCUCAUCCACAGAGCGGCCCACUGGCGCCUUUCCCCAAACACAACUCCACACCUCCCUUUCCAACAAGGGCAAGUGACAUCAGACCUGUCAGCCAAAGAAAGGAAGGGGAAAGUAGCCCUGUGUCCAACCAAGAUUUCUCUCAUUCUGACAAGGGGACCCUGAAGAACCUGCCUCUCAUUCCGAGAGCCCGACCCACUGGGGACAGUCCCGAGACUCUGGAGCAGUCUCAGUGGCUGAAUCAAGUGGAGUCUUUUAUUGCUGAGCAGAGACGGGCUGACAGGCUGGAGCCCCAGGCUCCCGCUCCCAGCAGGGCCUGGCAUGGGGAGGAGGAAGUGGUGGUAGCAGCGGGCCAGGAAGGAGAAGUGGAGGAAGAGGAAGAGGGGGAAGAAGAGGAGGAAGACAUGAGCGAGGCGUUCGAAUAUGUGCCUGUGUUUGACCCGGUGGUGAACUGGGACCAGACCUUCAGUGCUCAGAACCUCGACUUCCAAGCCCUGAGGACUGACUGGAUUGAUCUGAGCUGCAACACAUCUGGCAACCUGCUGCUUCCAGAGCAGGAGGCCCUGGAAGUCACACGGGUCUUCCUGAGAAAGCUCAGCCAGAGGACCCGGGGGAGAUACCAGCUGCAGCGCAUCGUGAAUGUGGAGAAGCGCCAGGACCGGCUGCGUGGAGGGCGCUACCUCCUGGAGCUUGAACUGCUGGAAGGCCAGCGCCUGGUGCGCCUCUCAGAGUACGUGUCCACUCGAGGCUGGCGGGGAGGUGACAGCAUUGGCGGAGAGGACACAGAAACACGGAACCUGCAGGGCUUGGUCUGGAGCCCACAUCGUCGCCGCAGACAUAUACUCAAUGUCCAGGAUCCAGAGCCAAAGCUGUGCUGGCCGCAAGGUUUCUCCUGGAACCAUCGGGCUGUGGUCCACUUUAUCGUGCCUGUGAAGAACCAGGCUCGCUGGGUGCAGCAGUUCAUCAGAGAUAUGGAGGGCCUGUCCCGAGUCACUGGCGACCCACAUUUCAACGUCAUUGUCACAGACUAUAGCAGUGAGGACAUGGAUGUGGAGGUGGCUCUGAAGACAUCCAGGCUGCGGAGCUACCAGUACCUGAAGCUGAGUGGGAACUUUGAGCGCUCCGCUGGACUGCAGGCCGGCAUAGAUCUGGUGAAGGAUCCACACAGCAUCAUCUUCCUCUGUGACCUGCACAUCCACUUCCCAGCAGGAAUCAUCGAUACCAUCCGCAAGCACUGUGUAGAGGGCAAGAUGGCCUUUGCCCCCAUGGUGAUGCGGCUGCACUGUGGGGCCACCCCGCAGUGGCCUGAGGGCUACUGGGAGGUCAAUGGAUUUGGGCUGCUUGGCAUCUACAAGUCCGACCUGGACAAGAUUGGGGGCAUGAACACCAAGGAGUUCCGAGACCGCUGGGGAGGCGAGGACUGGGAGCUGCUGGACAGGAUCCUCCAAGCAGGCCUGGAAGUGGAUCGGCUCUCCCUCAGGAACUUCUUCCAUCACUUCCAUUCCAAGCGAGGCAUGUGGAAUCGCCGCCAGAUGAAGAUGCCAUGA